Linum trigynum is the source of this 633-nucleotide messenger RNA. The record is from the annotation of a GenBank genome assembly. NCBI's taxonomy places the organism in Eukaryota, Viridiplantae, Streptophyta, Magnoliopsida, Malpighiales, Linaceae.
AUGGAUCUUUCUUCCUCCUCUGCAUCCAUAAAAAGCAGCAGCAACACGCCGACAGUCUCUUUGCCUUCUUCCCCGCGACAACAGAGUAGCUGGCCGUGUCGAUUCUUCUUCCUUCUCCUUCCCUUCUUCUUCACCUCGAUUUCAUACCAGGAAAUCGCCUUCUGCCCGCUCGGCGAGUACUGGCGGCAGAUGAAGCGGAUUUCGUUAACUGAGUUUCUGGGCACGAGAGCGGUGCAAGAUUUCUCAUCAAUCCGUGAAACAGAGGUUUCGAGUCUAGUAGACUCUAUCCGCAGCUCAUCUCAGAACGAUAAAAACCCAAUCAACAUCAGCGAGUCGAUGCGGGAGGCUGCGCAGGUGGCCAGAGGAUUCGACUUGCUCGAUUUCUACCCUUCUCUGGAGUUCUUACACGGGGCUAGCGGGCAGAAAUUGAAGACGGCCCAAAACAGAGCAUCAAUGUAUGGUUGUGGGAGUGGCAGCAGCGGCGGCCGGAAUCCUGUUGGUGGUUGGCUGCACAAGGAGCACAAGCGAUGGAUGAGGAUGGGGGAUUGGGUUGAGAUGGGAUGGAGAUGGCGGGGAGCAGAAUCCGCCGGAAGUUGCGAUUUGGUGUUCGGGUUUGGAGUGCGGAGGGACUAG